This is a messenger RNA of Megalops cyprinoides (Indo-Pacific tarpon), 1747 nucleotides long. Its product is annotated as arylsulfatase A-like. Gene Ontology annotation, molecular function: arylsulfatase activity. NCBI's taxonomy places the organism in Eukaryota, Metazoa, Chordata, Actinopteri, Elopiformes, Megalopidae. The record is from RefSeq and is a predicted model, not a curated record. The transcript is spliced from 8 exons. The coding region runs from base 179 to 1693 and encodes 504 amino acids.
UUUCCGUGCUGUCAGUUCCUUCGCUUCCAGUUCCGUCCUUUAUACUGUUGCGAUCACACUACGGACAUUGAGUAUAAACCACCGUCGUAAACCAGAAUUAAAUUCCGUACAGCAGGGAUCUGACUUCAAUCCCUUCGCGAAAUCCACAAGACAAGGAUUACCUGUCCAACACUCAGGGAUGGAAUACUUUCCCACUUUUAUUGUCCUCCUGGCGAGUUUCUUGCUUCGGAGCUCCUUUGCUUUCCAACCACCAAAUGUCAUUAUCCUCUUCGCGGAUGAUUUGGGCUUGGGAGAUCUGGGCUGUUACGGGCAUCCGAGUUCGUUAACUCCUAACUUGGAUAAAAUAGCAGUCAAAGGGCUGCGUUUUACUGACUUCUACAGCACCAGUCCCGCAUGUAGUCCUUCCAGGGCAGCAUUGUUGACGGGACGAUACCAGACCCGCUCCGGAAUAUACCCGGGUGUGUUCUAUCCGGGCUCCAGGGGAGGGCUCCCUCUGAAUGAAACCACCAUAGCAGAGGUCCUGAAUCCUCUGGGCUACGCUACCGCCAUCAUUGGCAAAUGGCACCUUGGUGUGGGGCCAGACAGGAUGUACCUCCCAACCAAUCAGGGCUUUGAUCACUAUCUCGGCAUACCCUACUCCCAUGACCAGGGUCCUUGUCAAAACCUGACCUGCUUUCCUCCUGACAUUAAGUGUUUUGGGACGUGUGACCAGGGUGUUGUGACAGUCCCCCUGUUUGCCAAUGACACCAUCAAGCAGCAGCCUGUUAGCUUCCCAGAUCUGGAGAAGUCUUACAGCGACUUUGCCACCCAGUUUAUCAUGACAAAUGCCAGGAGAAAGCAGCCCUUCUUCCUCUACUACCCAUCACAUCAUACCCACUACCCCCAGUUUGCAGGGAAGGUGACAACAGGGAAGUCCCACAGGGGGCCAUUUGGGGACUCCCUGAUGGAGUUUGACAGUACUGUAGGGGACAUCAUUCAGGCCCUGGUUGACAGUGGUGUUCACAACAAUACAUUUGUGUUCUUCACUGCAGACAAUGGGCCAGAGCUCCUGCGCAUGUCUCGUGGAGGAAAUGCGGGCUUGCUCAAGUGUGGAAAAGACACCACCUACGAGGGAGGUAUGAGGGAGCCUGCCAUCGCAUACUGGCCCGGGAGAAUCCAAGCAGGUGUCACACAUGCACUUACCAGCACUCUGGACCUCCUCCCCACCGUUGCAAGGCUGGCAGGGGCAAAACUACCCAGAGUGCAACUGGACGGAUUUGACAUGAGUGACAUCUUAUUCCGACAUGGACCGAGCAAGAGGGAAGCUAUGUUCUACUACCCCACAGGUGCCAGUGAGAAGCAUGGACCAUUUGCUGUGCGGCUGGGAAGGUUCAAGGCUCACUACUUCACAGCAGGUUCUAUAAAAAGCAGCACCACCCCAGAUCAGGACUGCCACGAGACCGCCCACCUCAAGUACCAUGACACCCCGCUGCUCUUUGACCUGGAGACCGACCCUUCCGAGAACUACAACCUGGCCACGCCCGAUCACCCGGAGUACAAGGCCGUGCUGCAGCUGAUCCAGGAUGUGAAGACGGACUUCGAGGGGGGCAUGGUGUUCGGGGAGGCCCAGGUGGGGAAGGGAACUGACCCUGCACUGGAGCCCUGCUGCGCCCCACAAUGCACCCCCAAACCCACCUGCUGCAGCUGCAGCUAGAACAGUGCUGAGACAGAAAUGAGAUUAAAUGGAGAUAAAGAUCAGGUGGAUAAA